AUGACUGACACCUUCACAACGACUUUUCCGACUACGCCAAAUCCAACAUGGACUUUACCGCGUUUCACACCGCCUCCAGAAUGUCUUGAUACGAAGAGCGUAUGGAAAUUGGAUACGGAUUGCUACUCUGGCACGGCGCAGGGGCUUUACAGAACGACACGCACGUGCGAUUACCUCUGGCUGGGAUAUACUGAUUAUCCUCACACUACUGGCGGUCUUGGCCAUGGAUUGAACGGCUUUUGUGGUCCAGGCUGGAGCCAUCCAGCAACGGAAUGUCCUGUUGGAUAUACGCCUGCUCAUACCGUCGACUACACGCCUGAUGCGACCACUUCGCGGGAGAUAUUAUGUUGCCUAGCAGCAUAUGACUUUGAAUGGAGAAGACCUACCCUAACAGAUCAAAGCGGCAGUUCAGCAACACCCUACGACAGAUUCUGCGUUGCGUCCAACCUUAGACCAUCACGCACUUCACCCUUGACUCUAACAGCCUUUGACCUCUCAUCGGCAAGCUCUUUGCAAACAGAUACCCGAGUCUCAACAACAAUAAAGUUCGAUCCAGAAAAAGACUUGCUUCUAGCAUCAGCAGUCACCAUAUCUUAUCAGAUCAACUCAGGCGGAACCACGUGCGUUCCUGACUGUGCUGAUCCGUAUACUGGCGGGCCUUGGCCACGACCUGAACAAACAGUUACUCCAGCUCCCCCGUCACCAAACGAUUCUGGUCUGGUAGGACUAGAGAAACUUGCCUGGGUAGGAAUUGGGUUUGGGAUUGUGGCUGGGCUGGGGAUCAUAGCUUGUAUUGGAUGUUGUAUACACCGUAGAAGGAAGAGGAAGAGGAUAGUUGCUGCGGAGGGGCCUGCAGCGAACCCAGGAGUAGAAGAGGGUCAAAAUCAGAUGUCGGUAGAGCUGCAAGUAUCGAAGGGACGAAAGUCGGAAUAA
Messenger RNA from Fusarium fujikuroi IMI 58289, 933 nucleotides. RefSeq lists its product as uncharacterized. Lineage: Eukaryota; Fungi; Ascomycota; Sordariomycetes; Hypocreales; Nectriaceae. The record is from RefSeq and is a predicted model, not a curated record. Bases 1 to 933 code for a protein of 310 amino acids. The transcript has 2 exons.